Messenger RNA from Myiozetetes cayanensis, 4543 nucleotides. RefSeq names its product X-ray repair cross complementing 4 (gene XRCC4). Gene Ontology annotation, biological process: double-strand break repair via nonhomologous end joining; immunoglobulin V(D)J recombination; response to X-ray. The record is from RefSeq and is a predicted model, not a curated record. NCBI's taxonomy places the organism in Eukaryota, Metazoa, Chordata, Aves, Passeriformes, Tyrannidae. Gene Ontology annotation, cellular component: nucleus; DNA ligase IV complex; DNA-dependent protein kinase-DNA ligase 4 complex. The transcript has 8 exons. Bases 37 to 1047 code for a protein of 336 amino acids. Gene Ontology annotation, molecular function: DNA binding.
GCCGUGGGAUCGGGGAUCCGAGUGGUGAUCCACGGGAUGAUCCACGGUGCUGGGAAAAUGGAGAAGACUCUGAACAGAAUUCAUCCAGUUUCUGAUCCAGAAGCAACCUACUUCCUACAAGUAUCAUGGGAAAAGGAUUUAGGCACUGGCUUUGGUAUACUUCUUAGUGAUGGUCAGUGCUCAUGGACCGGGACAGUGUCUGAGGCAGAAAUUUGCAAGGAGGCUGCUGACAUGGAAAUGAACAAGGCGAAGUAUGUGGAAGAGCUGAAGAAAGCAUUGGUGACUGGAGAAGAGUCAGCUGGCAAAUACAACUUUGUGAUUUCAAGAGAUCAAGAAAAUAUGGUGUGUCAGUUCUCCUAUGAAAGAAGCCUGAAAGAUGGCUCUUUCAGACUUGGCUCUGUAAGGCUGCAGGAGGUCCCGAAUCCGGAUGAGGUGGUGAAGGAGCUCAUUGGUUACUGCCUGGACAGCCUGGGAAAACUGCAGGCCAAAAAUGAGCACCUGCAGAGAGAAAAUGAAAGGCUUUUCAGCAACUGGAGUGACGCAGAGAGGAGGCUGGAAAAAUGUGUGGAGGCUAAAGAGAAGCUGGAGGCAGAUCUUUAUAACCGGUUUAUUCUGGUGCUGAAUGAGAAGAAGGCAAAGAUAAGAAACUUACAGAAGUUGCUGAAUGAAGCCAAAGAAUCUGCAGCAGAUGCCAAAUGUACCAGGGAUAGUAUAACUACUACUCAGAUGGUUAUAAAGAAGGAAAAUGAUUAUGAUGCCAGUACUGAUGAGGAAAGUGAAGGUUUAACACGGGCCUCGUUACCAUCAGCACCGGAGCAAAGGGAUUCCUCCCUCCUGGGGAGCCCAGACGUUGCUGACACAGCUCCAAGAAGGAAGAGAAGACAAAGGGCAGCAAAACCUGCUGGGACAGGGCCUAAGGUGGCAGCUUAUGAGGCAGAACAACUACCUGAAGAAAAACCUGACCUGGCCUCACAGAAGACCGUGGAUUGGAACCUGGAAACACUGAAGAACACUUGUGAGCCAGAGGACCUCUUCAAUGACAUGUAGCCACAUGUGGGCUGAGAGACAGAGGCUGGUGCUUCUAACAGCCAUAAGCUGUGAAACUAAAAGGCUUUUUUUAUAGAGUAGAGACAAGAUCUGUGCUCUGAGGCUGUUUCCAGUGGCACACCCCUCUAAACCCUCUUGCACUGCCCUUGUCCCCAUUCCUCACUAUGAAUUUGUAGACCCUAACAGACCUGAUUUGUGAUGGUCUUAAAAAAGAGUUUAUCCUCUGUGUAGAACUUUUAUCAAGUGUAUAUGGGAAGGGAGAGCACCACUGGGGUGUUUUCUACAUCCUCACAGUCAGUAGCUGCUGACUGUGUUCAGGUUUUCCAGAUGUCCACAGAGAAUGUGUGACAUAAGAUUUUAAGCUACCACUGUACUUAACCUUAUAUGCCACCCCUUUCUUAGCUCAGCCUAAGCAUCUUCAGCUUUGUUUGAGAUGCAGAUUUAGAAUAGUCUCUUCUGAUUCAAAGCAUCCAAAGAAAUACCGUUUUAUUCGAAGAUUCUCUGCAGCAUUAAUGCAUUAUAAGGUAUUCUUGCUCUUGGAAGUAAAGUGCUUCUAAAGUAGAUAUUGUCUCUAUUUUAAGCUUCUGUAGAAACCCAUAGCAUUUAAAAAGAUUGUCAUUUUUGAUACUUCAACAUUUUCCUUAAGGUGAUUUCUAAAAAGAAAAAAAUAAAAUGCAUUCUGAAAGGACAUCAAUUUUGUUGUUAUUUGCUUAGACGCUAUGAGUAAAGGCAGGAGUUAGCAAAGUGUUUUAAUGCAUGAAGGCAAUCUGUGCUCUGUGGCAACUUGGAAAGGUCCUUGGUUAAACACCUACUUGGUGUUUCUGAAAUGGUCACACUUAUGUAGGCUCUGAUUCUGCCAAAAUUCCAUACUAUAAUUUAUUAAAAGCACCCGUGUCAGUGUUUGCAGCAUCAUGGACUCUUAUAGGAGUCUGGGAAUAUUACAUUUAAGCAUUCCUCCCUGGAAAACAUGGUCACAGCAUUUUAAAUUCACAAAGGGCUUUGGGACAGUGUUAUAAAUCACACAGUAAAAAUAAGAAUGGCUAAAAUAUUUUGCUUGCUAAAAAGGCUUUGUGCCUCAGAAGUGACAGGGCCACAAAAGCCCCAUUCAUACACCCAUUCAUGGGCAUGGCCUGAUUUAAAAUCUUCCAGUGCUGAUCUGACAAUGCUUUCAGCAAAAACUCAUGUAUGGUUCCAGUUUUGGAGUGAAAAUGUUCCAUGACUUAACUCGAUGUGCAAGAGCUUGGUUUAAUUGUGCCUACAGCAGAAAAUGAAGGUAAAUGAAGCCAAACAUCCCACAAAACUCUGCUUUCAGGAAGCUGUUGGUUUCUAGUGGCAAAAUGUUGUUGUACAAAUAGGAAAUGUUACAUGCCAUGGGCAGAUGUAAUAAAGUGUGUCAGAGUGUUUAUUAUUUUCUCUUUUUUUCUUCUUCUUUUUUGAGGUUUAUAGAGUCAUUUAAGCAGAAAAUUACGUGAUGGGGUUUGCACACCUUGGGCUGUGUGAGCACAGAUGUAUUGUCUGGUGAGGGCACUCGUGUUACAAAGGCAGUUUCCAAUCAGCUGAGACUGGUUUUAUCAACAGGAACACCUUCUCUCCCCUGGAAAUCUACAUACAGUAUGUCAGUGUCCACAGCCGUGUGGGAAUUGUCAGUGAAAUCCUCCUUUCUGAAGAUUUAUGUGAGAAGCUGUUAGUUUUCUGGAGAUAAAGUUUCCAUUUUCCAGUUGGCUUUGAAGAGCAAUGACCCACCAGCCUUAAAACCAGUUUAGACUCUGUAUAUGUCUUUUAUCCUGUGAGAGCAGCAUUGCCAAAGCUGCAGAAAAUCAGUGAAAAUUCUACAUGAUGUGCAUUUGUCUCCUUUAUCCUCAACCUCAUUCAUCCCAGUGCAUGGAAAUAGACUCAGUCAUCUCACUGACCAAGCCAGGUAAAAUCCAUUUCAAACUAACAUGUGAUGUCUGGGAAGGGAGCUUGGUUGCUUCUCCCCCACCCAAAAUAUUUCAGUGAAGACAGAAGACAUAAUAGAGAAAUGCCCACAAAUGGGUUUUUCAAGGCAGGAAGUUACCCCAAGUUAGGAAACACAUAUCAAAUUUCAGAGAUCCUUAAUCAAUGCUUCCCUUUGAUACUACUCUGCAAAUGAUUUCCCAGGUAAUUUUUUUUUUUCAUCCCUUUAAACUGUACUUGAAGCAUGUAAUUGUUUUACAGGAGGAAAAAUGUAUCUUUCAGUAAAGGUUUGGACUCAUCAAGAGUUUUAUACCUUAAUGUAAUUUCUUAGACAGAAUGUACAUUCUAAUUUGUCAUUAGAAGUCUGGCUUUAUCCAACAAAUCUUGAAAAGCAAAGCUCAAAAAUACUUAUUUUCAAGACAGCAAAAAGAAAGUUCUGAACCAAAAAAUCCCCCUUUUCUUAAGGAAGUGCUGUAUAAAAUGUUGCCUUUGGGAUGAUAAUGUUAUUUUGAUUUUGAGAUCAUGUUUUGACAAGUUAUGUCUAUUUUAACUACCUUCUCAGUGUUAUUUCCAAAAGUAGACACUCCUGUCUAUGUGUGUAUUGGGUAUAUUGUUCUUCCUCGCUUUGUACCUGUAACAUAUAAAUGACUGUGUGUACAAAUGUAUUUUUCUGGAAAUAUUUAUUGUAGUCUAGCUGGCUUUGACAGCUUCUGCACUUUUAUUUAGAAGCCUGAAGGUACUUGAGGAUAGAAAAAGCCUUUGCACAUGGAAAUUCACAUGCUGCUAUACGUUUAAGGUAAAACUUCUUUUCUUCUGGUUUUGUGGGUAAAAUAAAAUGUGGGAAUAGUGAGGUAAGAAUGGAAGGAAAACAAGGUAAUAAAAACACGUCCAGGCUGCUUAUAGAUUGAAGGUGAUAUAUUUGAACAUCAGCUGUGCAGUUCUAGUAGAGAAAAAUGUCCAGGAGCUGGUUAUCCUACCGGAAGAGGAGCAGCUAGGAGAGGGUUUUCAUCAACCAUCAGUCCUCUCUAACUUGUCUUCCAAGUAUUUUUCUGCUCUCAUAUAUCUCCAGUAUAAUGUUGGUCAACACCCAAAUUUUCAUCCUUCUCUGACCAUUAAAUUAUUUCCCUGCUGUUAUAAUUACAGUCCAAAAUCAACUUUAUUCAUAAAAUUCAUCAGUAUUAAUCUGCUAGUGCUAGGAAAAUGCUCUGGAUUUUUAAAACCAACACUACUAAAAAAACAGUCUUUAGCUUUUUGCCUCUGCUGAGAUUUAAAUUAGUGGGUUCUCCUAGAACAGUUUUUCUACUUAGGAAACAAACACAUUUAAGCUGUCCUUAUUAUCUUCCUCCCCCACACAGAGCUGUUAUUUAUUUGAGGCAGUCUCAGAGGAAUAUUUGAUGGGAAAAUUUAUGUCCAGACAUAGACAUCCACUCCAGUACUUUCUGAAGGGCAUGAAGGUUCAUAUUUAAUUAUCUGGCUUUAUGCAACUACUAUUGUUGUAGGUAAUAGUCAUCAAUACAGCAUGUAGUACCUAUGUUGCUAUGAAUAAAUAUAUAACAUCAUA